ACGAAAGUUCCAAGUCAAAAAUAGCACUUCAUGCUGCGUCCCCUGUGAGUGUAUUAGGUGGGAGGUUGAAGAAGAUGGGUUUAGUCCUUUUUAAUGGCGGAAUUGCAGCUCCUGUAUGAACUAAAUAUAUAGCCCCUCCCCUCCUCCCUCCCUCUUCACGAGCCUGAAUUGUUCCAGAAUUUACAAAGGAAUUCAGAUACCCGACGUUCCCAAAUACCCAAGAGGGGCAUUUCGCCGGGUCCCAGAAACGUCACGUUUCAUAUCUCUCUCCCAUUCAAUCAAUCCUCCACUCUCUCUCAUCUGUCAAUUUCUGAACCACCAAAAGCUACAGCUCUAGAGAGAGAGAGAGAGAGAUCUGUUGGUCUGGAGAAGAUGACUUCGUAUUUGAGGAAGACAAUCCAGAAUGCGAUUGGUUCCUCCGGCGAGAAGGAGAAGACGACGAAGAAGGAGAAUCAGGAGCCUGCGGAGGAGGCAUCCGACAGUGGGAGCAGCCAUGGGAGUGACUGCAAUGGAGUGGAAGAGGUAGAGCGCAGCAAAAUUGGGAUCAUCCGAGCCCUUCUCCGGAAGGAAGACCCUUCCCUUCAGGAGGAGGACGCAGAUGACCCAACGAUUCGUAGAUUUUUACGAGCAAGGGAUCUUGAUGUUGAGAAGGCUUGUGCAAUGCUUCUCAAGUACUUGACAUGGAGGAGAGAGUUUGUGCCCAAAGGCUUCAUAUCUCUUUCUGAAAUCCAAAAUGACAUUGCCCAAAACAAGCUGUUUAUGCAAGGAAACGACAAGCUUGGCCGUCCUAUUGUGGUUGUCUUUGGUGGCCGUCAUAAGCAAACAACCGUGGAUGAGUUCAAACGAUAUGUUACUUUUACUCUUGACAAAAUAACUUCCAGAAUGCCAGAGGGGCAGGAGAAGUUUGUGAGCAUCGCGGACCUAGAAGGAUGGGGAUAUGCCAACAGUGAUGUACGCGGGUACUUAGCGGCUCUUUCAAUUUUGCAGGAUUGCUACCCCGAGAGGCUGGGGAAGUUGUUCCUAGUUCAUGUGCCUUACGUGUUUAUGACUGCAUGGAAGGUCAUUUACCCCUUCAUUGAUAGCAGAACUAAGAAGAAAAUCAUUUUCGUUGAAAACAAGAAACUGAAGUCCACCCUCAUCCGAGAUAUCGAUGAGAGUCAACUUCCAGAAAUGUAUGGAGGGAAACUACAUUUAGUUCCCAUUCAAGACUGCUGAAAGAGGAGAUGCUAACCAAAUCCAUUGUGGGAGGUCACUCGAGGCACUCUUGAUUUGUCGGUUUAACUAACACCUAAUAUUUGUCGAUAUCUUCUUAUGUAAUGAUGACAACAAAUUAGAUAACCUAAUAUUCAUGUGUCCACUCUUACGUUGUCCAUUGUCUUGUUUGCCUAUGACUCUUUAAAGUCACAAAAGUGUUAUCUUUGCCAGUGCACAAAAUGGAUUUGGUGACACUUGCACUAAACACUUUACUGAUGC
This is a messenger RNA of Cuscuta campestris, 1473 nucleotides long. NCBI's taxonomy places the organism in Eukaryota, Viridiplantae, Streptophyta, Magnoliopsida, Solanales, Convolvulaceae. The record is from the annotation of a GenBank genome assembly.